Lineus longissimus is the source of this 1124-nucleotide messenger RNA. Its product is annotated as delta-like protein C. Gene Ontology annotation, biological process: heterophilic cell-cell adhesion; establishment or maintenance of epithelial cell apical/basal polarity. NCBI's taxonomy places the organism in Eukaryota, Metazoa, Nemertea, Pilidiophora, Heteronemertea, Lineidae. The record is from RefSeq and is a predicted model, not a curated record. The coding region runs from base 109 to 663 and encodes 184 amino acids. Gene Ontology annotation, cellular component: plasma membrane; protein-containing complex. Gene Ontology annotation, molecular function: calcium ion binding. The transcript is spliced from 5 exons.
UUUCGAACAUUCAUCUCAAGCAAUACACCAACCAUAUACUGAGUUGUGGGAUAGGGCGGGCUUGCUAACGUAACCAAGUUUUGGUUGUACAAAGGAUAGACAGCCACCAUGAAGCUAACGCAAGUCAUCUUUUUGGCAUUAUUUGGGGUACUUGUGACCUUGGCAACAGUAUCUUUCGCGGCUAACUGUACGACAAAUCCAUGCAAAAAUGGGGAGUGCAAAGAUGACGCAACGGUGGCCGCCGGUUACGUGUGCAAAUGUCUCAAGGGGUAUAAGGGCAACAAUUGCACGACGGAGAUAAAUGAAUGCGAGGUUAACCACUGUAAGAAUAAUGGAACGUGUCUUGAUGCCAUUGGAUAUUACAUGUGUGCCUGCACCGAAUAUUGGAAGGGAGAGAACUGUACGAUAACUACGAUCACCCCUCCUUGCAUCCCGACCCCAUGCUUGAGGGGCAAUUGCACCGCGCUAGGCAAGACAGAUUACAAGUGCGAUUGUGGAACAUUCUGGCGGGGCAAAAACUGCCAAAUCCACGAUGUUUCCCUGGUAAUCAUGAUCGUGACUAUCAUCGUCGUCUGCAUCAGCGUCAUCGUCGUGCUCUGUAACAUGUGCCAAGAUUACCGCAAGAGACACCCAGAACAAUUCGUGCGAAAAGGCGCUGCCUAAACCUGUGAUGGACGUUACUGUAUUACUCAAUUCAAAGAAAGAAUAUUGUCAUCAAUUUUUUUUCUGUGAUAUUUGCUUUUAUGGAUAUUUUGCGAGUAUAGUUCAGCAGACCUCUUGCGGGGCAUAGUACUUGGAACAACUACUUUACAACACAACAUGACUAAACCUUCAAUUUUCUCCAUGAGAUCUCACAUGUCUUUGGUUUGUCAUGGAAGGAUACUAACGAAUUAUAAUCAUCGCAUUUCAUCACAGUCCGUCCGUAUGAACCCAAGCGAGGAAAGAUCUCUAUGACACCUUCCUUUUUAAUAUCCUUUGGUUUAUACUGGACAAGAAAAAAGCAACGGAGAGACUUGCAUCUGCCUUGUGCCGCAUCUUAUGAAUAUACAUUGUAAUUAUUUAAUAUACAUAAACUGAUAGGUAGAUAUAGGUUUCUUAUUAAAUUAAGAUAUUUAUUAUAUGAA